UUUUAAAAUGAUAAAUUUUACAUUUCACUUUUACUUUUAAUUGGAAAAAUAAAUUUUACGGUAAACGAAACGUCACAGCCCUUUGUCAACGUUCAUGUUGCUUUGAAUUUGAAAAAUGUUUUGAAAAUUGAAAUUUCGUAAACUGUGUUCUAAAAGAAAACUUGCUCGUUUAUUGGAACAUAAUAUUGCCUAUACGUUUAAAGUGUUUAGGUACUAAUAUAUUUCGAAAAAUGGAAAAUUCAUUCUUCGAAUAUCGAGACCAAACUAAUGGAGAUGGAGAAUCAAGCUGUGAAAUCGACGACAGUAUUAUGGAAGAAUCUUUUGCUCCAAAGAAAACACCUGCGAAGAAAAAUGUUACUGUAUUUGUACCUGAAUCAGAUGAUUCCGUUUCUGAGGGAGAAUCAGAUGACGUCUCGGGUUACACCAAGAAAUCAUUAAAAAACACAAGUAAGAUCCAUAUCACCUGUAGCAGUGAUGAAGAUUUAAAGAAAAAACCAAGUGUUGCAUCAUCAUUUGCCUCACCAAAGAAAGUUAUUUUAAGUUCAUCUGAGGAUGAAGAUUCUCUUCCGAAAGUCAAUGUAUCAACAAGGUUAUCAGUUAUGUCUAAUGACUCAUUAAUUAUACGUAAAAACAAAAAACGCAUUAUGUUAUUGGACUCCGAUACAGACAAUUCACUCAUAAUAUCAAACAAUAGGCAAAAGAAAAAAUGCCUAAAAAAUACACCGGCCAAAAUUAGUUUAUCACCGGAUAAUAAAUCCCUUAAAUAUGACACCAGUAACAUGAGUUACGAGAGUAUUAAUAGCCUUGAAAGUGGUGAUGAUACUGAUGAAGAUGAAGAAGAUGAUGAUGAUUAUGACGAUAGUGAUGACGAAGCCAAAAUUAAUAACAGUAAAGUUGAUAAAAAUUGCAAUAAAGCUAAGAAUGACAGCCAAGACCAUGACAUAGGUCAAAAUGAUAGUAUAGCAAAUGAAAGUACUGACGUAAUAGAUACACGAAAACGUGAAAGUUUACAUAGUACAGACAAUGACUCAGAUGCAACUGUUGAUUAUGAUAAAGAUGAUAAUACAAAUAAUAAAAGUAGUGACAUUGUGGAGAAUAAACACGAAAGUGGACGUAAAAGCAGUGUAAAUAAUACAGACACUGAUGGGACAGUAGAUGAUGUUAAUGUCAAAAAUAACAGUAAAAAUGAAGCUGAUGAUAAUACGAAACAUAAAGAUGUCCGUAAAAUCAGUGUUAAUAGUAAAGACAAUGACACAGAUGGAACAGAAGAUUACGAUUACAGUAAAGGUGAUGAAAGUAAAGAUAAAAGUAAUAAGAGUGAAGAUGAUGAGAAUGAUGAUCAAAUGUUCAUGUCGCGAGCUACGCGUAUGAGCAUCAUGGGCAUCGUGCCCAAGGACAAUGAAAGUGACGAAUCAGAUUAUAUACAAUCGGAUAACUCACGACCCAGUUCGUCCGCAAGUAUGGAUGACUUACCGGACGCCGGUAUAAACGUUACCAAAACACAAUCGAAUCAAUCAAACGUAGAAGAUUCUAGAAUUUCGUGUUCACCCUUCUCGAGCCCCUUACGUGACGUAACCAAUACGGAGUCGCCGAAAAAUGACUCUUAUACUAGUAGUAAUAGUGCGCAAAAUGACGUGGUUGAUCUAACCCAAAUGAUUGAGCCUGGCUUGAAGAGCACAAUUAAGAAGACAUUGAAUGCACACGCUAAGGAGAAUGUGAUAGAUGAUGACGUCACGAUUAUCGACACGAAGCCCGAAGUGAUAGCCCUGAGCAGCGACAGUGAAGAUGAUGAUUUGAAGAUACAAAAAUCCCCCACCAUCAAGAAAUCUCCAAAAAGGGAGAAAGAAGAGGCCACGAAGAAACUGGGCAGCGACAUUAAGCAGUACCUCGUGCCGCCGAGCUAUCCCAACCAAGUGGUAUAUGUGAAGAAACAUGUGAGAGAAAAUGAGUUAAAUAAGUUGAACGGGCUGAAAGAAGACCUGCAGGGCGUCAAGUUGCUCCUCGAUACCAUGGAUCUGAACACGCUGCCCGAUAGCGGAGUGAAGCUGAUCGAACGACUCACAUUCCUGGAGGCGGAGAUUCGGAGCCAGGGGGAUAAAGUGGCCAACAUGGUGGUCGUACCCGAUAAUCCAACACCAGCGGACAUAGCUAAAGAUGGCUUUGAGAACAAUGAGAAGGGUCUCUCUUGGGAUGAACUCCAGAAAGUCAGCAAUGCUGUGCAGCCCAGAAUGUUUGGCAAACAGGCGAUGGCUACCCACAUGGCGGAGCGCAACAUGAUUAUGGACCGGUUGCGCGACCUGUACGAGUCACUCGCGUCCCGACCGUCGGAGGAGACGCACGCGCCGCAGCCGCGCGCGGUGCGCACGCCGCUCAUGCCGCACCAGCUGCACGCGCUCGCCUGGCUGCGCUGGCGCGAGACGCAGCGGCCCAGCGGGGGCAUCCUGGCGGACGACAUGGGUUUGGGAAAGACAAUCACGAUGAUAUCCCUAAUGGCCUGCGACAAAGAAAAGAACUUGGACGAUGAUGAAAGCGAUGAAGAGGACAGAGGAAAGACAAGGGCAAUCCGCGGCGGCACCCUGGUAGUAUGUCCCGCGUCGCUAAUGUCGCAGUGGGCGGGCGAAGUCAACAAGCACUGCGCCCCGCACGCGCUGACCGUCAGCCAGCACCACGGCGCGAACCGCACUGCGCAGGCGCACCGCCUCGCGCAGCACGACCUCGUGCUCACCACCUACAACAUCCUGCAGCGGGAGAGCGAGAAGAACGGCGUGCUAACCCGCGUGGUAUGGCGGCGCGUGAUCCUGGACGAAGCGCACGCGGUCCGCAACCACAAGGCGGCCACAUCUGUAGCCGUGAGCGCGCUGCGAGCCCGCCGCCGCUGGGCGCUCACGGGCACGCCGCUGCACAACAAGGACCUCGACCUGUUCGCGCUGCUCAAGUUCUUGAAGUGCACGCCGUUCGAUGAGCUCACGAUGUGGAAGAAGUGGAUCGACAACAAGAGCAUGGGCGGGCAGGAGCGGCUGAGCACCAUCAUGCGCUGCGUGAUGCUGCGCCGCACCAAGCAGCAGCUGCAGCAGCGGGGCCAGCUCGCCUGCCUGCCGCAGCGCUCCGUGCACCAGCGGGACGUCACCCUCACACCCCCCGAGCUGAACGUCUACCAGAAGGUGCUGGUCUUCUCGAAGACUCUCUUCGCGCAGUUCCUCCACCAGCGCGCUGAAAAAGUAGAAGGAGCGAUGCUUCAUCCACCCAACAAGAAUACCGAAUACGCCAAGAUGCACAAGAGAAUGAUCGCUUUGCAAGGCGCGAAACCAGUAAAAUCCCACGAGAUCUUGGUGCUGCUGCUGCGAUUGCGUCAGGUUUGCUGCCACUGCGGGCUGAUCGCGGCCAUGUUGGACCAGGACCAGGACCAGGACGUGGACCUGCAGCCGGACCCCGCUGGACAGGACCUGCUGGCUGAACUAAAUAAGCUCUCGUUGGAGGACUCUAGGGAGAGGCGGAAGAGUGGAAAUACAAAUAAGGAGGAAGAGGAGGUGGAAGGUGUACAAGGGGAGGGAACUACAGCGGCAGAGGCAAUACGUUCCGUACUAUCGCCCAAUAACCCGGUGUUUAGCCUUGAAAAGCGAUCCUCUAAGAUACAGGCGGUUAUGGAUUGCUUGCUCAGUGAGAUAUUGCCUAAUAAAGGCGAGAAAGCUGUAGUAGUAUCCCAAUGGACGUCUGUCCUCAAGCUAGUGGAACAGGAGCUGAAGAAGGAGCGCGUGGAAACGGUGACGCUGAGCGGGUCCGUGUCGGUGCCUGCGCGCGCGCCGCUCAUUGAUGCGCUCAACGAUCCUAACGGGAAAGUGAGGGUGAUGCUGCUGUCGCUGUGCGCGGGCGGCGUGGGGCUGAACCUGUGCGGCGCGAGCCACCUGCUGCUGCUCGACCCGCACUGGAACCCGCAGCUCGAGGAGCAGGCGCGCGACCGCGUCUACCGCGUGGGGCAGACCCGCCACGUGCACAUAUACAGAUUCAUGUGUGUGGACACAGUGGAGCAAUCGAUCCGUAAGUUGCAAGAAGCAAAGCUCGAGAUGGCUGAAAACGUGCUGACUGGCGCUCGGCAUGCAGCUUCCAAACUUACGAUUGAAGAUCUCAAGCUGCUGUUCAAUAUGGGACCGCAGAAUUAGAUGAGAACUGCUGUUGGAAAUGAUUCGCCAGGUG
Molecule: messenger RNA, 4191 nt
Organism: Colias croceus (clouded yellow)
Lineage: Eukaryota; Metazoa; Arthropoda; Insecta; Lepidoptera; Pieridae
Gene: lds
Product: transcription termination factor 2
Exons: 20
Coding region: 231-4157 (1308 amino acids)
Molecular function (GO): ATP-dependent chromatin remodeler activity; ATP binding
Source: RefSeq, a predicted model, not a curated record